AUGUCUUCAUGGGAGCUGCAGCUACUGGAGGUGCUUGAGCACCACUCACUCGGCCACCUGCUCGGGAGGUUCAUGGACGCCGGCAUGACGUGUGAGGGAUUCCUGACGCUGCAGAUUGACCAGUACCGCAACUACGGUGUCACCGACGACGAGGAGAAGAUAAACCUGUACCAGGCGGUCCAGCACUUUCGUCGGGAGACGCACGGUGGGGUCAAACCGUGCGCCUCUGCGGACUCCCCGCGGAUGAUGCCCACGGCGUCGACUGGGCCGCCGACGAUAGCGGACAUAGAUGAGCUCUUGGACGAAAAGGAUGGCCGAGAACGGCUGUACACGGCCCGGGGCACGACUGUGUUGACAACCUCUGCCGAUAGCCGCGAGAUCAAGCGGCGCAAAAGCCGCAUUGUUGUUGCGGUGCGAAAGCGUCCGCUGAACCUUGUGGAGGGGCAACGGGGCUACUCUGACGUGAUCUCAACAAAUAGCUUUGACGAACUCGUGCUUGCGGAGCCGCGGCAGAAGGUGGACCUCACGAAGUACACCCACAUACACCGGUUUUUCUUUGACGAGGUAUUUGGAGAGACGUCUACGAACGUUGACGUCUACCGUCGCACGGCCGCCGCGUUGAUUGAUACCGUCUUUGAGGGUGGCUGCGCCACGUGCUUUGCGUACGGGCAAACCGGCAGCGGGAAAACCCACACAAUGCUGGGGAAUGGAACGGAGCCUGGCAUUUAUGCCCUCGCCGCGGAGGAAAUGUUUGCUCGCAUUGAUAGGGUCAAAGACAUUUACGUGUCCUUCUACGAGAUCUACAGUGGCCGGUUGUACGACCUGUUGAACGGGCGUCAGUCGUUGCGCUGCCUGGAGGACGGCAAGCAGAAUGUAAACAUCUGCGGGCUGACGGAGCACCUUCAGGCGGACGUGCGUAGCAUCAUGCGGCUCAUUGAGGAGGGAAACAGCGUUCGCAGCAGCGGCACGACAGGCGCCAACGACACAAGUUCCCGCUCCCACGCCAUUCUUGAGAUCAAAGUCCGCGGACGCGAGGACAAGAAGCUGUUUGGCAAGUUUACUUUCAUUGACCUCGCUGGGAGUGAGCGGGGCGCGGAUACGCUUGACUGCGACCGCCAGACCCGCAUUGAGGGGGCGCAAAUCAACAAGAGCCUGCUGGCGCUGAAGGAGUGCAUCCGUUCCCUUGACCUCAACCGCCGGCACGUCCCUUUCCGUGGCUCAAAGCUGACGGAAGUGCUUCGUGACUCGUUUGUAGGCAAUUGUCGCACCGUCAUGAUCGGCACAGUGUCGCCGUCAAGCAACAGCUGCGAGCACACACUCAAUACGUUGCGCUACGCGGACCGCGUCAAGGAGCUGAAGAAGAGCGUCGGGGAGCGGCGACCGCUCGGGGAGAAUGAGCAGUGUGAGCUUCUCUUUGAACGGAAGCCGUCGACGUCUGCCACACGUGCAUCUAUCUUUGGUCGCCUCUCCGCACCACCGUUAGGUCUGUUGAACCUCCCCAACGCAACGCACGACAGCAACGGCGGCAAGAGCGGCGGCCACGGCUGUGCCAGGUCAACGGCAAAAAAAAGUGCGGGGGGUCGGCGCUCUGUAAUGAUGCGUCCGAGUGGUGUUUUGGCUGCCAAGACGGCAGAAGACACCCAUGGCGAGAUUGGCCACAAGCGCGGUCGCGAGGCUGAGGAACAGCAGAAGCAACAACAACUUCAGCAGCGGGCUGAGGAAGAUGAGGAGGAAGCGGCGGCAGCAGCAGCAGCAGCAGCAGCAGAGGCACUGCCGGCGCGGAAGAGCGUUGACUUGGACCUUGGGGUCCGCUACGACAAGGUCGUGGACGAAAUCGCCAGGCAGGAGCAGGUGUGUGUGCAGGCCCACCGCCGCUACCUCGAUGAGGACAUGCGAAUCAUUAAGGAGGAGUUCGCGCAGAUCAUGUCGGUAGAGACGCCAAACUCGAACAUUGAGGCGUACGUCACGAAGGUGCUUGGCCUCCUCGGUGGCAAACUGCAGGCCAUCCACCACUUUCAGGGGGAGAUGCUGCGGCUGCGGGGCAUGCUCGACGAGGAGGAGGCGCUCUCCCGCCACCUCGAGCAGAGCGGGCAGUAG
Messenger RNA from Trypanosoma rangeli, 2097 nucleotides. RefSeq names its product putative MCAK-like kinesin. The coding region runs from base 1 to 2097 and encodes 698 amino acids. Lineage: Eukaryota; Euglenozoa; Kinetoplastea; Trypanosomatida; Trypanosomatidae. The record is from RefSeq and is a predicted model, not a curated record. Gene Ontology annotation, molecular function: microtubule motor activity; ATP binding; microtubule binding. Gene Ontology annotation, biological process: microtubule-based movement. The transcript has a single exon.